This is a messenger RNA of Ceratosolen solmsi marchali, 2318 nucleotides long. It is a transcript of the gene Gycalpha99B, whose product is annotated as guanylate cyclase 1 soluble subunit alpha 2. Lineage: Eukaryota; Metazoa; Arthropoda; Insecta; Hymenoptera; Agaonidae. Gene Ontology annotation, cellular component: guanylate cyclase complex, soluble. Gene Ontology annotation, biological process: cGMP biosynthetic process; response to oxygen levels. Gene Ontology annotation, molecular function: guanylate cyclase activity; heme binding. The record is from RefSeq and is a predicted model, not a curated record. The coding region runs from base 136 to 2283 and encodes 715 amino acids. The transcript has 11 exons.
AUAAAAAGUUUCUUAAAUAAGUGUACGUGUGUAUGUGAUAUAAAACUAAGUAAAUAAAAAGGACAAGAUGACAAAGCAUUACAAAAAUCAACAAUGUGAAAGCGAAUAAAUGUGUAAAGUGUAAACCCGCUUGAGAUGGCUUGUCCAUUUUCUGAAUUUACGCAACUUCCCAGUGGUAAUAAUAAUGAUAACAAUCUGAAGAACGACAAAGACAAACAAAAAUGUGGAAUACUGUUAGAACAUCGUCAUCAUAAAAAGAAUGAAAAAUUGAAACCUUGUAGACAAUCUUCGGUUCAAAUUACUUCAUCAUUACUGGGGGAGGAUGUGGAGGAACAGGCAGAAACACAAACGCUGAAUCUUAAACACCUCAAAGCUGCAGUACUCAUGUUGACCAAUCCAUCGAAUGAUGUUAUGGCUGUAGCUUUAGAAGCACUUUUAAAGAAAAAUGAGGUACCACUUUCAACCUCGGCAUCACUAGAAAAAUUGCUCAUCAAUGUUGAGAUUGAGGAAAACUACAACCUCUUAGAGGACAUUUACGAAACACUUAACUAUGAUUGUGAAAUCGACCCAAAUGAUUUCCUCGAUAAACUUGGACAACAAGUUAUAGAUACCGCAUGUAUUGGCCUUUUGGAGCGUGCGUUUCGAUGCCUUGGAAAUGAUCUUACCGCUUUUCUUACGACUCUUGAUGGGGUUAAUGAUGUGGUUCAGCAUCAGUCUGGGACAGAUACUGAAGCUGAAUUCGUUUGUAUAGCUACAUCUACUGGCCUCGAGCUUCACUUCACAACUGAUCACCCGUCUAUAGCCUAUUUGCUGGUUGGUAGCCUUAAAGGCGUUGCCCGACAAUUUUAUAAAGACAAAGCUGAUGUGUAUAUACUUCCGGAUCCAUAUAAUACCAAAUUUUUUAGAUAUCGCAUAACUCCUGAAUAUUUUAAAAAUCAGACAAAUACAAGUACAGAUAUAGAAGGGAAGAUCCAUGAAAAACAACAAAUAGAUAACUCCUCUUAUUUUCCCUCAUUAUCUCAUAACGCAUCAGAUCUACGUAUCGGAGUAGCAAGUUUCUGCAAAGCUUUUCCCUGGCAUUUCGUUGUCGAUCGAAAUCUUGAAUUUGUGCAGCUGGGUGUGGGAUUCAUGCGCAUCUUUGGUGAUUAUUUAAAUAAAUACGGAAGUGAUAUAUCAACUUACUUUAUCUUUACAAGGCCCAGAGGCGUAACUUUAACUUUUCAUGAAAUCCUUAAAAGAUCAAACACGCCUUUUGUAUUGACACUACAGAAACCUGAGCAAGCCGAUGGUUUCCAAGCUGAGGGGCUCGAAUUCAAAGGACAAAUGGUUCACUGUUCAGAAUCGGACUCUAUUCUUUUUGUCAGUUCGCCAUUUUUAAAUGGUUUAGAAGGACUCACUGGUCGUGGUCUUUUUAUUUCGGAUAUUCCACUUCAUGAUGCAACCAGAGAUGUGAUCCUUGUCGGUGAACAAGCGAGAGCUCAAGAUGGCUUGCGUCGGCGCAUGGAUAAAUUAAAGAGUUCAAUUGAAGAAGCGAACCGAGCUGUCGAUGCUGAAAGAGAGAAAAACGUUAGUCUCCUCCAUCUUAUCUUCCCACCAGAUAUAGCGAAGCGUUUGUGGCUAGGUGAAACGAUCGAGGCAAAAAAUUAUGCAGACGUUACGAUGCUUUUUAGUGAUAUUGUUGGCUUCACAGCUAUUUGCUCAACAGCUACACCAAUGAUGGUCAUUAAUAUGCUUCAAAAUCUUUAUCAACAAUUUGAUUCAUACUGCGGACAACUUGAUAUCUACAAAGUGGAAACAAUUGGAGAUGCUUACUGUGUAGCGUGUGGCUUACACAGAAACACAAAUACUCAUGCACAACAAAUUGCAUGGAUGGCAUUAAAAAUGAUUGAAACUUGUAGUGAACACUCCACUCACGAUGGCAAACCAAUAAAGAUGAGAAUAGGGAUCCAUACGGGAAUGGUAUUAGCUGGUGUUGUUGGUAAAAAAAUGCCUAGGUAUUGUCUUUUUGGUCACAAUGUAACUGUGGCAAAUAAAUUUGAAUCAACAAGUGAACCACUUAGAAUCAAUGUCAGCCCUACUACGUAUAAAUUUUUAAUUGAAGAGCCAGGAUUUGUGCUAGAACGUAGAUCUAAAGAAAAUUUACCAAAGGAGAUGUCACGUAAUACAGAAGGUACUUGUCAUUUCUUAAACAAUUACAAACAUCCAAAUAUUGAUAAAUAUGAACCAUUGGAUCUACACAUACAAGCAGCUUUAAAUGAUCUUGGAAUCAUUAGUACUACAUAAACUCAGUUAUAUAUUCAUUAUUAUUAGAAAUUACA